AUAAAUCAUCUCUCUCCAUCAAGCUUUUCUUUUCCUCGAAUAUUGUUUGUCUUCUUCUGAACCCAGUUAAAUCUGUGUGCUUUUUCAUCCAGUUUCCUCCAUCCAUAGAAAUCCAAGAACAAACAAGGGAAGUUCCAAGUUCAAUCAUCAAUCACUUUACUUUUGCACUUAUAUCCAUAUCAGAGCAUGUAACUUUCUUGUCUCUUUGAGCUUAUAUAUCUUGAAACUACUCUGUGCAAUUGCUUCUUAGGUAGAAAACUUUUAUCAGUUUAUGUGGAUUUUGGUUUGUUAUACUGAAAACCCACUUCAGGGUCUGAAUAAAUAUCCUACCUUUUUUUUUUUUUUUGUCUUCUUUCCACUUCUUUGCUUAGUUGUAGCUGUACCUUUUUUUGGACUUGAUUGUUUCUCUUCCCAACAAACUUGCCCUCAACCUCAAAUUCAAUCCCUUGAAAGGUUUGAACUUUGUUGUCAAACUGAUCAAACCUUUCCACGGUGACAGAAAGUGCUUAAUAAAAACUGAAGUUCUUUAAGGCAUAGGAGAGAAUGCAAGUCCCAACGGCAUUUCAACCUAUGAAACCCCAGUUUCCUGAACAAGAACAACUUAAAUGCCCACGUUGUGAAUCAACAAACACCAAAUUCUGCUACUACAACAACUACAACCUCUCACAGCCACGCCAUUUUUGCAAGAAUUGCAAAAGGUAUUGGACCAAAGGAGGUUCUUUGAGAAACAUCCCAGUUGGUGGUGGAAGCAGAAAGAAUACAAAACGAUCAUCCAGCAACUACAAACCCUCUGCAUCAUCUUCUCCAUCACCAUCAGUUUCUUCUACAUCCUCUGCAGUCCAGGCUCCUGCUCCAGAAUCUGACCCGACCCGGAUUUACUCCAACCCGGUUGAUCAGGACCGAAGGGUGCUAAAUUUUGGUGGGAGUUUCAGUUCCCUUCUGGCAUCAAAUGGGCAUUUGGGGAGCCUCUUGGAGGGUCUGAAUUCAACUGGGUCAAAUCUAAAAAUGGUUCAAAUGCAAGACUUUGGGGAGAAUGCAAGUUCUGGUCCACUGGUGAAUCCGGAUUCGGGUAGGAAUCCCGGGUCGGAGAUGCAGAGCAAUGGCAAUGCAGAGAGAUUUCUGAGUAUGCAAAAUGGUGAUUCAAGCUGUUGGAAUGGUAGCAAUGAGUGGUCUAACCUUGCAAUAUACACUCCUGGGUCAAGUUUUCAGUAGAACCAAAGACAAAAAACUGAUGAAAAAAUUGAAUCUUUUUGGCUGAAUCCACCUUUCCAAUUAUGCUGAUUAUUUUGAUCUGUAUACUUAGACAUGAAGGUUGUGAAAAUAAUUAUAUAACUAGCUAAAGCCUAUUGAUAUCAUGCUACGGUGGAUCACAAACCAGAAGGCUACUAUAAUAGCAUCCUUUAGGUAAGUCUUUAUUUUUUUUUACAUGUGUGCGGUUGGUGUUCUUCAAUUUUAUCAAUGGUAGAAAAGAGUAUGGAGGGAUAUGUAAGAUGUUAUAGUGACUGCCUUCAUCACGUAGAUGAGGUGAUGCCUUGACUUGGGGAUUUUAAUUUAAUCUAUAUAUAUAUGUAUCUUAUACAUGGAAUUUGGUAUAUGUUGUUUAUUCAACUUUUCAAGCAUUCAUGACUGUAUGUAUGGAAGUGUCUACUUGAUAAGUUGCUUUUUUCGUUAGAUAUUUGGGAGAACGAAGGGAGGAUAAGUUGAAUUUGGAAAUCCAAAAGUGUACUAUUUGAAGUUUUAUUGUGUGUCUAAUCAAUGGAGA
Molecule: messenger RNA, 1762 nt
Organism: Gastrolobium bilobum
Lineage: Eukaryota; Viridiplantae; Streptophyta; Magnoliopsida; Fabales; Fabaceae
Product: dof zinc finger protein DOF3.1-like
Exons: 1
Coding region: 544-1212 (222 amino acids)
Biological process (GO): regulation of DNA-templated transcription
Molecular function (GO): DNA binding; DNA-binding transcription factor activity
Source: RefSeq, a predicted model, not a curated record